UUAAAUCAUCUCUUCAUCUGUUGGUAGGCAAGCUACAUCUUGUAUAACUCGGGCAGGCCUCCAGCGGUCUUCAUCUCCCUCCCUGCCUCUGAUUCCCCCUCUGGCGCCUGGCAUUCCGAAGUGGCUUUGGCAGCUGCCGCGCUGGGCACCCUCCCAGCAGCUGGCGGGGGCUGAGGAAUCCACGCGGUCUGAAGCAACAGGUUCAGGCCUGUUGUGGCUGUGAGUUCCAGCCCCUCGGCCUGCCCUCGGCGCUCUCUCUCGACAUGCUGGUUUCUGUCCUGAAAAUCUGCGAUGGGUCAUUCUGGACUGGUUGUUUUGUGGAUCCUGGGCAUGGCUGUUGUGGGCUACGUCGGAAGGAGUCGGGAUCUGGCGACGGUGCAGCCGUGGGCGCUAUGCCCUGCCGAUGACAGUCCGGCGGCCACGCCGGAAGGGCAGCUGCCUGCACAGCCCAGCUUUAGCAGCUGCAUGCUGCGGUGCACCUCCCACGCCUACGAAGCCUACAUGGCAAUGUUAGCAUCCGGCGACUUCAAGAGCAUGACGACGUCGCUCAAAGUCAACGAAGGCAGAGAAGGAGCAGAGCACGAAUUCUGCUGGAUGCUUCACCUCCGUUGCCAGAGAGGCGUCCGUCUCACCAAAGCGUUCGUCCUGCUGAACUUGGAGCAGCCUCUGGAUCCGAGUCAGCCUUUCCCUCUCCGCCUGCUCCUCACUGCUCCCUCUUGGCCCCAAUCCCUCUUGCAACCCCGGUCCAAGAGACGGGACACCCGGCUGCUGAGCGGGGACGCCUGCGGCGCCCGCUUCGACGUGACGGAGCCCUUCCGCGACGCCGAAGGGGACCGAGAGGCCGAGAUGUGCGUGAAAGUCGCGUGUCCGGAGGGAGACUCCUGCGAGGACCUGCGGUCGAGUCUGCGCUGCCCACCCUUCCUGGCCACUCUGUGGCGCAGCCUGCCUCGUCCUGACGGCUAA
Molecule: messenger RNA, 963 nt
Organism: Thamnophis sirtalis
Lineage: Eukaryota; Metazoa; Chordata; Lepidosauria; Squamata; Natricidae
Source: RefSeq, a predicted model, not a curated record